This is a messenger RNA of Plasmodium vivax (malaria parasite P. vivax), 3992 nucleotides long. Its product is annotated as eukaryotic translation initiation factor 3 subunit 8, putative. The transcript has 3 exons. The coding region runs from base 551 to 3442 and encodes 963 amino acids. Gene Ontology annotation, molecular function: translation initiation factor binding; translation initiation factor activity; RNA binding. Gene Ontology annotation, biological process: translational initiation. Gene Ontology annotation, cellular component: eukaryotic translation initiation factor 3 complex. The record is from RefSeq and is a predicted model, not a curated record. Lineage: Eukaryota; Apicomplexa; Aconoidasida; Haemosporida; Plasmodiidae.
GCGCGUUUAUCUGCGCGUUCAUCCUCGGUUCCUUUUGCGCUUCCUUUUGCGCUUCCAUCUUCGCCUCCAUCUUCGCCUCCAUCUUCGUGUUAAUUUUUUUCCGAGCCACAUUCUUUCGGGCUUCCCUACAUAUCAACCCACGUUCACAGUUUAAGCGAGUGUACAUUGUCAGCCCACGUUUCGAACCACAUACAUUUGCAACUGACGCGAGCGCGUUCGUUUUCGCUGCUGCAUGUUCGCUGGUAUGUGGUCACCAAUUCCUGCUUAUCACAUUUAUCAGCUCGUUCAUUCGCAAAGCUGAGCGUUUAGCAGGUCAAGUUCAUGGCAACGCAUUGAUCGUUUCGCAUAUACCAAUAUAUAGCCAUAUUAACGUUCAACCCUCCAGCUUGCAGUUUCCCCCGAAAUUGCUUCUGGUUAAGUUAACUCCCCCUUUUUCAUUUACUUGUGCGUACAACACAUAGUAUAAAUAUACCCCCCAGUGGGAAAAAAGAGUUGACCCCUCUCCCCCCCAAAGAGGCAUUUCCUCUAUCUUAAAAAAAAAAAAAAAAAAAUGCAAUCCAAGUUUUGGGCCAAGGGCGCGGACGACGACAGUGGUGACAACGUUACUGAAUCUUCCGACAAUGAAGUUGAUGACAAGAAGCCCCUGGUGUCGGCGCAGGCGGAGCGCUGGGCAGCCAUUGACAGCAGCAGCUCGGAGGAGGAAGAAAGAGUGAUCAAGAGCUACGAAGGGAAGAGAAUAGAUUUCUACAAAAAUAUUGGUAAUAGCCUAAAUGAGAGCAUGGGGAGCAGCGAUUUCAACCAGCUGCUGAAGGAUUACGAGAGCGUGUACAAGUUUAUGGUGAAGGAGAGUUCCGAGCGAAUUCCAAACUUUGCCAUUGUGUAUUUGGAUAAGCUUACAAAAUAUGUGGAGACAACUUUUCAAAAUAAUGUAGAGAAGAAGGUCCUCAGUAAAAACAAAGCGCAGACGCUGAACAAGUUAAAGGCAAAGAUAAGAAAAUGCAGCGAGUUUUACCAAAAUAAGCUAAAUUUAUACCACGAAAAUCCGGAGGAAUUUAAGGCAGCCAUGCAGGAUGAGGAGGAAGAUGAAGAGGAGGAAGAAGAAGAGGACGACGAAGAGGAAGAAGAGGCUGACGAAGAAGAAGCGGACGAAGGGGAUGAAGCAGAUGAAGAGGAGGGGGGAAAGAAAAAGGAAAAGACCCCCGGAGAAGAGGACAGCGAUGAUUGGUCAAACAGUGAAGAAGAAGGAUACGUAUCGGAUGACGCAGAUGAUAAAACCAAAAGUGCUAUGAGCAAAUGGGGACUAAAAACAAGUGAAAAAGUGGAGAAAAAAAAAGCCGUAAAAACGAAGAAGGUGAAAAAGGAAGGAACCAAAAAGGAAGAAAAGGCAACACAUGUAGACGAAAACCAGUCUGCCAAAAAUAAAGCAUAUGCAGAAUUGUUAAGCACGAAAAAUCUCUCAGAAGAGGUCAUACGAAAUAGAGUCAAAUUUGUGAUUGAAAAGAGGGGAAGAAAAGGAUUAGAUAAACAUGAACAUAUUAACAUAUUGUCCAAAUUGUGCGAGCUAGCCAAAACGAUAAGCACACAGUCCUACAUAGAAGUGCUGGAGCAGAUGAUUAACCUCGAGUUUGACGUCGUCUCGAGCGUGUACACCUAUAUGUCCUUUAACAUUUGGAACAAGGCAUUUAAGUACAUAGAACUUAUUUUAGAUUUGCUCAUUCAGAAUGAAAAUUUCUACCUUGUCUCCAUUAACAUUACGGAAGAAAUUACGGAAGAGGUGAUAAACGAGAAGGAGAAGAUUUCCCGGUCGUGCAAAACGCUCAUUUCGUUUUUGGCCAAAUUGGAUGAUGAGUUGCUGAAGGCGCUGCUCUAUAUAGACGCCCAGACGGAGGAAUACAGACGCAGAUUGGGCAAAACCGUCCACAUGAUUGGCUUGCUCUACAAGGGGUACAAUUACGUCAAGUUUGCGAAAAAGAUGCCCGACCUGGCCAUUUUCAUUUCGACGAGGAUUCUCGAGCAUAUGUAUUACAAACCGGAGGCGCUGUUCAUGCAGAUAUGGAACUUCGUCACGAGUGGGAAGGACGGCAGCACGCCGCUGGUGGACGCGGUGGGGGGAAGCAGUCCAAGUGGAAGCGGCGCCGCCAACCAAAGUGACCAUACCAACCAAAAUGGAGACGCGAAGACAGACCAAGACUUACAAACGAAUGGCGACUGCGAUAAGCAGCCCAGCGGGGGUGCCCCAAACGGAGCAGAGAAAGAGCCCGCCAAGGGGGACGACCACAUCUCGCCAAAGCAGAUCGUCGAAAAAUACGUAUACGAAAUAUUCGAGCAUGGGACGAAGCAGCAGAAGGUUAAAGCGCUGCUGCAGCUGUCCUUCCACAGAAGCCUGCACGACGAAUUUCUGGAGGCAAAGGAAUUGCUAAAUGUUGCCAAUGUACAUGAGCUGGCCCUAAGUUCAGAUAUGCAAACGCAGAUUCUGUAUAACCGAAAUUUAAUUCAGUUAGGGUUAUGUGCCUUUAGACAUGGGAAAAUAUUUGAGGCCCACUGCUGCUUAGGGGAAAUCUGCUCCCAAAAUAAGCACCGAGAGUUAAUCGCCCAGGGAGUCUCUAACCUAAAGAAUCAGGAGAAAACGCUAGAACAGGAAAGAGCCGAAAAGAGAAGACUGCUCUCCUUCCAUAUGCACAUUUCAAUUGAGCUAAUAGAGUGUGUAAAUAACAUCUGCGCAAUGCUGUUGGAAGUGCCCAAUUUGGCUAGACACACAUAUGAGUCCAAAAAGGAUAUCAUCUCCAGGCAGUUCAGACGGUUCCUAGAUAUCUAUGACAAGCAGAUAUUUAAUAGCCCCCCAGAAAACAAUAAAGAAAUUAUUUUGCUAGCCACGAAAUAUUUGCAAAAAGGAAAUUGGAAGCUCUGUUGUGAAAAGAUAUUUAGCCUCUCCAUAUGGUCUAAAUUUAAUGAGAGGGAAAAGGUACAGAACAUCUUGCAGGAGAAAAUUAAACAGGAGGCCAUGCGGACUUACAUUUUUAGAUACAUCUCCAUUUAUGACUCUUUCUCUGUGGAGCAACUGUGCAUCAUGUUUGACUUGAAUCAAAAUGUGGUGCAUUCCAUUUUGAGCAAGAUGAUGAUUAACCAUGAGAUUCCUGCGUGCUGGAAUGAAAGCAGCAGCCACAUCCUCAUCAACAAGGUGAACCCCACGGCCCUCCAGACCGUGGCCAUCAAGUUGGCGGAAAACAUCAACGAGAUUAUGGAGCAGAACGAGCUCACCCUCAACAUGCGCAACCCCAAGUUCAUGUUCAUGCAGGAGAGACGCACCCAGAUGAAGGACGAGAAGUCCAACUGGUCCCACAAAAAGGGCGAAGGCAAGUACGGAAAGGGGUACCACCAGCACAAAAAUGUGCACUACAAGAAGAACUACAAGGAAAAAGGCAUGCCCAAAGGAUUCGCGUAAAUGUUAACGACUCUGCGCGUGUGGGUAUGCGUCCACCGCGUUAAUUGAGCAGCUGCAUGGCGGAAAAGUGCGCCCCCAUAUGUGCGUAGCCAUUUACAAACUUUGCUCCCCUCCAUACACGCUUCGCCCGCCCGCGCGCAAACUUACGCCGUAUUUUCUGUGAAGAUGAUUUUUCCCCCCCCUCUGCAAAGUGCCCAUGCGAACAUUUGUAUGUUUAAAAACUCCAUUUAAAUGGGGAUAAACAAAUCGCAUAAUCGGGGGGAAAACGAAAGGGAGGAAAAAAAAAAAAACACAUUCAUACGGCACAGGGCGAGGCGUGCACCGCUGUGUGCUCACGUUUGAACGUGCCAGUGGAAAACGUUGCAGGGAUAGGCAGCUUAUUUUAUUUCAACUCACCACAUGUUGUGUUAUUAUGCUAUGUUACGCUAUGCUGUGCUAUGCUGUGUUAAUUUUUUUUUUUUUUUAACUCUCGAACUUUUACAAAUUAUAAGCCAUCUUUACUCAAAUUUAACAAAAAAAAUAGCCAUUUUAUUUCGCGCCUGUCCCCUUU